Lodderomyces parapsilosis is the source of this 1032-nucleotide messenger RNA. RefSeq lists its product as uncharacterized. The record is from RefSeq and is a predicted model, not a curated record. The transcript is spliced from 2 exons. NCBI's taxonomy places the organism in Eukaryota, Fungi, Ascomycota, Pichiomycetes, Serinales, Debaryomycetaceae. Bases 1 to 1032 code for a protein of 343 amino acids. Gene Ontology annotation, molecular function: oxidoreductase activity, acting on the CH-OH group of donors, NAD or NADP as acceptor.
AUGUGUUUUGCAAUGUUCAACAAUCAACCAAAUGAAGGUCGUAAUUGGGCAGAAAUAAUUCUUCUCAUUAUCGAAGUUUUCACAUUCAUUCUUUUCUUCAUAUCUUUUUUCUCGCUUUGGUGGACUCCGCUACCCUAUAUUCUUUUGGCCAUAUUCAUUAUUUUGGUGAUUGUCAGUUUCAUAUUGCUUUUCAUUGAAGGUUACAACUAUCCACCAAAGACACAAUGGAAAAGUUUGGGACCAAAUGAUAUUGCUUUGAUUACUGGCGGCUCGAGUGGACUAGGUUUGGAGAUUGUGAAGUCGUUGUUGAUGCGAGAUGUCAUGGUGUAUGUACUUGAUCAAAAUCCAGUUCCAUUGAAAUUAGCCGAGGAAACAAAACUUCAUUAUAUUGCUUGUGAUUUAGGAGAUGAGUGUGAACUCAGGGAUAAGUUGAAUAGAUUGAUUCAUGAUUUGAAUGAAAAGAGGCAGUACAUUAGUGUUCUUGUCAACAAUGCUGGAGUCAGAGACCAUCGCUCUUUGGUAAAUUUGAAUUUCGAAAAAGUCAAGGCAAUGUUUAAUAUCAACACCAUCCUGCAAGUUUAUAUUUUGCAAAAAGUACUUUCUAAUCACUUGUCCUACAAUGGAAAUGGUAAAUUGUCAAUUGUUACCGUAUCUUCCAUAUUAGGGACAUUUGCACCAAAGAAUUUAUCAAUUUACUCAGCAACAAAAGCAUCACAAAUCAUGUUGCAUGAAUCGUUACAACAGGAAUUGAAACAGUUCCCCAAGAUAAGAUUGUUGUUGGUGACAACUGGACAAAUGAAUACUGAAUUGUUUAAAGAUGUAAAACCUACAAAGCAGUUUAUCGCACCAGUUGUUGAUCACGUUGAAUUAGCUCAAACAAUCACCAAAAAAGUUGAUAGAGGUUACAUGGGCUGUUUGGCAGCACCAAUGUAUGCUAAUUUCCUUCCAGGAAUAAGAACUGCUCCGUUGUUUGUACAAGAUUUCUGUAGAUGGGUGAGUGAAAUUGAUGACAAGGUCAAGGACAUUAUUUAA